Chiloscyllium plagiosum (whitespotted bambooshark) is the source of this 3288-nucleotide messenger RNA. It is a transcript of the gene stpg2, whose product is annotated as sperm-tail PG-rich repeat containing 2. The record is from RefSeq and is a predicted model, not a curated record. Lineage: Eukaryota; Metazoa; Chordata; Chondrichthyes; Orectolobiformes; Hemiscylliidae.
AGACAGAGAGACAGAAAUACACUCAGAGAGACGCACUGAGGCACACAGUGACAGAGAGAGAUACAUUUAGAUACACACAUAGUCACAGAGAGACACAGAUAGAGAAAGAUACACACUGAGAUAGUUUCAGAGAGACACACUGAGCACACACUUAGAUACACACUCAGUUACAGCGACUGUAAAAGAGACUGGAAUACACGCCAGAUAUACAGAGAUACCGUGAAAUUCCAUUAACUUUUAGCAGACACCUUUCAUGUACACAUAGGCACAGAGAUUCUUAAAUACACGCUUAGAUACGACGACAGAUUCAUUUAAAUGCACACAUUGACAUACCCAAAGUCAAAGUAAGUGAGAAUGGAAACAGUAAGUUAAAAGAACGCCGUUUCUGCAACUUCUGAGCAACUGGUGAACCCCGGAAGCAAGGCAGGAGAAAAAGAUCGUGCAGAAAGAAAAGGAUUCUUUUUUGAAUGAAGCAUGUUUUAGACCAGUUGUUGUUCUCUCUCCCAGCAGCGGUUUGCAGGAAGAUCGGCCCGUGUUAAUCUGAGGGGCUCUGUAGUGUGUCUCUCUGUAUGCUGGGAGAUCCCACCUUCACCUCCCGGAUCCCCCAGGCUCUGCAGGAAUGUAUGACCGAGCACCGAGGGAGACCAUUUUCGCCACGGCUCUGGGCAGCACUGGACCCAACGUGGGCCCAGCCUCUUACAAUGCACCAGGCCCCAAGUACUACUGCAUCUGUAAGGAAGAAGAUGGAUAUGCUCCCUUUAUGUCUUUGGUGAACCGUGAUUCUGUGUUCAAUGUUCCUAGUACUCUCCUGUCUCCAGGCCCACAACACUAUGACAUUACACCAGUUCAGGAACACAUCAAAGGAGGGCAGAGCAUGAAGAACAAGGAAGCUCGCUUCAAAACCGUUGCAGAUGACCUCCCAGGACCUGGCACCUAUGAUAUCGCCCCCAUGCGGUUAGCUGAGAAAUCAAUCAAAUCGUUUAAACCACAUUGCACAGCAGUGUCAAGCUCACCAAUCAGUGUCCCAUCAAUCCCUUCAUCAAAUCAGUCCUUCGGCUAUGAAGAAGCUGAAGAUGGAGCUCUGUCCAAGCAUUUGCCUCCUUCCAAAGAUGGAAUCCUCGGUCCUGCAUAUUAUAAUCCACAAUAUAAUGAGCCAUACCCGACUCGGCAGUACAAAGGAGUGCAUUUUGGUAACCGCACAUCGAAACGCAUUGAUUUUAAAAUUCGUGAAGGCCCUGGACCGGGGACGUAUGAUCUCCUGAAGGAAAAUACUAUUUAUUGUGAAAAUCUGAACAUGAAGAAUAAAGAUCAGAAAUACGAAUCUCACAUCCCCCGAUACCUUGAUGCAGUUGUACAAGAGGAGGAAAAGAAGGGCUUCCCUGGACCUGCAAAAUAUGAAAUAAAAAGCUUGUUUGGUGAGAAGACCAGCCCCCACGAUAAACUGAGUACUCCACAUCCACCGUUCUUGUCUCAGACCAAGAGGUUUUUGCCUGUGAAAUCCAUCACCCCAGCUCCUGGAUGGUACGAUGAUCCACGGACUGCUCUCCAGUCCUUGAAGAGGAUAUCGACGAAAGGCAAAACCGCUUUCGGUCAUAAUGCUGCGAGAUUUGUUGAGGAUUGGCGCACAGCUGAAGAGCCAGGUCCGGGGACCUACAACAUCACGAACCACACUCUGGCUCGAGAAAGUGAAAGGAAAACCAGUUUAGAGAACUCAUUAAGAGGAGGAUUUGGAUCAACAGUUCCCCGUUUGAAAUCUGACAAAUCGAAACAAAACAUGCCAGGUCCAGCUGAUUAUAAGAUUCAAGAAAAAAGUCACCACUUCCACAGAAAACUGAGGACUUCAUCCUUUGCUUCAAUGGCAGAGAGACUCCCUGUUACAGGAAUGCAGGAUCACCCGGCACCAGGUUCCUAUGAAGUGCACAGGUCCUACGAGAGGACGCAAGGCAGAGGAUACAACACCACAAGUGAAUUUGCAUGCAAAUCUUUCCUGACUACUGUACCACGGAGUGUUAAGAUAGCUCGGCAGAGUGCAGAUGAACCUGGACCUGGCGCAUACAAACCCAUUCUCAAGUCCGCACCCACGAUGGCAUUAAUGAUUUCUAAUCAACCGCGAUUUAAAGACCCGAAUAUUCGCACUCCUGGUCCUGCAGACUAUGAGCUCAGUCCCGCUGUCAUGGACACUGUUCUGAAGGGUACGUUCAAUGCUACUUUAACCAAUCCACUCCUGAACCCGCUGCCAAUUCCAACGCAUCCUGACCCGCCAUUAUUCCAGGACAUCUGACCCAGAUCUGACCUUCAAAUCAUGUCAAAUGAUUAAGGUAAACAGAUGAAGGGAAGUGGAGUAUAUUUUGAGGACAAAGAGAAACGUAUACUGACUCUUCACAGCUCUCAAAGAAAAUGCCUUAAAGUACUUCAAAUGGAAGAGUUUCUUCAAAAUGAAGCAGCUGUCCCCAAGUAAGCUUUCAGCGUUGUCUUAAUUUGAUGCAGAUUAUUUUGCCUGUUUGCACCUACCUGACUGAUCUCCCAACUGAAAUGGACUAGUCGGAGCCACACUAAAGAAACAAGACUGUCGAUAGGACCUUGAUCCUUUUUUUGAUGAUAUUAUUAGUUAAUCUUCCAUGUCAUUAUCCAGGAACAGAACUAAUAAAUAAAUUGCAUCUCUCUCAUCCUUGCCUUUCCGUAUCUCUGUAAGCGCUUGUCUGAUUUUGCCUGAAGGUUUCUGUGGUGGGACUCGCAAUCUCUCUUUGGGUCUUUCAGGCCUUUGCCCCUUCAGUUUCAAUUGCAUCCAGUUUCUCCCUUCUUUCAGCUCUGAAUCCUCCAAGGGGAUGGUGUCCUUUCAAUUCUUUCCCCUCCCAGUCCCAAUUCGGUCCCAGCAUCACCCAAUUCCUUCACCUCACUGUGCCUGAUCCCUAAUUUCUGGAAUUUCUGUCUUAAACGCUUCAGCUCUCUACUUCUGACUCUCUUCUGGAAGUCACUCCUUUAAAAACUACUUCUUCCACCAAAUGUCUUCCCAGCUAGUAGAUAGGUGCUAGAUGGAUGAAAUGGACAGGAUGGGCCAAAGGGCCUCUUUCUGUUCUCAAAUUUCUGAAUGGACCUCACAAAUUUCAAAUCUAAUGUUGAUCUUGCUUUUUAUUCAGCUUCUCUGCAGCUGUAACUUUGCGUUCUUCGCUCUGUUUUAUUGCCCUGUGAUCGUUGAAUGAAGUCACACAGCGCCAGGGUAUAGUCCAACAGGUUUAUUUGAAAUCACAAGCUUCCAGAGCACUGCUCCUUCAUCACCUGACAAAGGAC